Clupea harengus (Atlantic herring) is the source of this 988-nucleotide messenger RNA. Its product is annotated as histone H2B 1/2-like. Gene Ontology annotation, cellular component: nucleosome. The record is from RefSeq and is a predicted model, not a curated record. Gene Ontology annotation, molecular function: DNA binding; protein heterodimerization activity; structural constituent of chromatin. Lineage: Eukaryota; Metazoa; Chordata; Actinopteri; Clupeiformes; Clupeidae.
GUGUCGUUGCCGGCUUGAGUGACGUGUUAGGGCGUUGUAUAUAUAGGUGGCGCCUGGCCAGCCAGUCAUUUAGUUUUCGUUUGAGUAUUCAGACAGAACGUAUCAUGCCUGAACCAGCCAAGCCUGCCCCGAAGAAGGGCUCUAAGAAAGCCGUGGCCAAGACCGCCGGCAAAGGAGGAAAGAAGCGCAGAAAGACCAGGAAGGAAAGCUAUGCCAUCUACGUGUACAAGGUCUUGAAGCAGGUUCACCCCGACACCGGUAUUUCUUCCAAGGCCAUGGGCAUCAUGAACUCCUUUGUGAACGACAUCUUCGAGCGUAUUGCUGGGGAGGCUUCUCGCUUGGCUCACUACAACAAGCGUUCCACCAUCACCUCCAGGGAGAUCCAGACUGCAGUCCGUCUUCUUCUGCCCGGUGAGCUCGCCAAGCACGCUGUGUCUGAGGGAACCAAGGCCGUCACCAAGUAUACCAGUUCCAAGUAAAGUGUCUAUCAAACACUAUACCCAAAGGCUCUUUUAAGAGCCACUCACAUUGUCUUUGAAAAAGCAAUUCUAAUGUUUUCACAUGUCGUUCUCGUCUCCGUGUAUGCUCGGUGGCUGCGUCUGGUUUAAAAAAAAAUUACGUUAAUGCCAAACGUCUUAUGGUCUGCAACCAGCCAGUUCGAAUGUUUCAGAACAAGAAUUGUAUUGGAGUUUAAUGUGUUCCGUACACAAGUUAGUCAAUUUUAAUGUUCUUAUACCUAUCCUACACCUGCCAUAAUGAUGCAGUUGUUAAAGAACGGUGAAGGCAACAUGCUAAAUGUAUGUAUGAUAUGUAGCUUGGACUUGUGUGAAGGAUAUGGAACCAGCGAAAGCUUUAAAACCGGACAGAUGGUGUGUUGGGAACCAAUGACUUUCAACCAUGCCUGACUAAAAAUUAUUUCUGCUUUUCGAUGACAAAAAUAAGUACUGUAACUUGAAGUUGAAACGGCGAGCACUGAAUAUAGUUAAAG